This is a messenger RNA of Capronia coronata CBS 617.96, 1302 nucleotides long. RefSeq lists its product as uncharacterized. The record is from RefSeq and is a predicted model, not a curated record. NCBI's taxonomy places the organism in Eukaryota, Fungi, Ascomycota, Eurotiomycetes, Chaetothyriales, Herpotrichiellaceae. Bases 1 to 1302 code for a protein of 433 amino acids. The transcript is spliced from 2 exons.
AUGGGUGUCAGCGGCCACAUCAGGCUUGAUGUGAUCUCUCCUCAUCCGUCCACGAUUAAGCCAGAGGAGCCACGGAACUUACUGGUCUACCUCCCACCCGGACCUUCAAUUGGCCAUGACAGUACAAGCACGCCCUCAGUACAGAGACUGGCAUGUUUCCAGGCCUUCCUUCCUCCCACAACCUCGCAUGUUGUCAUAAACUACCGGCUGGGGCUAAACGAGGAUUCGAGCGAAAUCACACGUUUCCCCGUCCCUAUCCACGACGUGUCGACCGCGUUUGAGUUUUUAACCUCCUCAACAUCGCCCUUCAACCGCGGUCAAGACCGUGCGCCCCGAAUAUGCCUUGUUGGGAGCCACAUUGGCGGAGCUCUGGCGACCAUGCUGGCACUGACGGAGCCAAACAGUGUCCAUGCCCUUGCUGCAAUUGAGCCCAUGGUCGAUUGGGUCGGACUGGACGAGUUGGUGGAACAAUUGCUUGCCGCGGAGUCUCGGAAGAGGCAUAUCCAGAAAACGGCAGCACGGUAUGGGGUGGACAAUCCUUCCGUGCUCGCCGCGGCGGAGGAGCUGAUCAAACUACGGGCGAAACUGUUCGGCACCCCAUCGUCUUAUUUCGAUCCGUUUGCAAGUCCGACGUUGUUUUUACGAGCACCAGGACGGGAUACACCGUGGAGCACGACAGUAGGUGACCGCCUGGUAAGCGAGAUGGGACUCGACGAGAACGACGGCGGCUCUGACAAUGAGAGCAAUGGGAAUCAGUCCAGUGACACCAUGUCACAGCCAUAUGCUUCGUCGACCGCCUCCACCACAAGCAGUGAAACGGUUGAAGCGGCUUUAGUGACCGACAAUCAAGCAAUUUCCUCAAAGGACACAGAGUCAUCACCACGGAGACGUAAAGUCCUCCGCCGCUGGCCGGCCAUCGGCAAUCCGGACUCGGUGCUCCUCCCUCACGUUAAGGUGAUUGUGCGAGGCCAGUUAACCGCUACUCCUGUUACUACUCCUCUUCCGUCUGAUCGCAAGGCAGUAAGCAUUGGCCUCGGCCUGGCGGCGUUGAAGCAUGCGCAAGGCAUCGAGCUCGCGGAGCUGAUGCGCAGAGCGUGUUUUCUCGGGCGAGAGCGAGGUUUUGCGGAGGAGAGGGUCUCACUACAUGAAGAGAAAGACGCCACGAACAGUGACCUCCCACACGAUAGUACCGAGUGGGCAAAAUUGUCCGUGCUGGGCAACUUGGAUCCAAGGAAAGAGGUGGCUCCAGAUCUACGGUCAACUGCCGUCAACUGGCUGCAUGGGAUGUUCCAACAAGAAUAA